Molecule: messenger RNA, 549 nt
Organism: Sugiyamaella lignohabitans
Lineage: Eukaryota; Fungi; Ascomycota; Dipodascomycetes; Dipodascales; Trichomonascaceae
Gene: NAS2
Product: Nas2p
Exons: 1
Coding region: 1-549 (182 amino acids)
Biological process (GO): proteasome regulatory particle assembly
Cellular component (GO): cytoplasm; nucleus
Molecular function (GO): protein binding
Source: RefSeq, a predicted model, not a curated record
AUGGACACACCGCUGGUAACCUCAGAUGGAUUCCCUCGUAGCGACAUAGAUGUUGCACAGAUCCGCGAAGCUCGUUCAAGAAUCAUUAGACUGAAAAAUGAUCUACGAGGUAUCAUGAGCCAAAUCGAAGCUGGUUUGGUAGAGUAUUUCAAGCAAGCCAAAGAUAAGGGAACUUCAGAUAUCCCUCAAAUCGCAUCAUCUUCAAGUAGCAGUAAACAAUCUGGAUUAAGCAGUGAAACAAACAGUACUUCAGGCGUAAACACAGGCAGUUCGACCGCCUCAGAAGCGACGAGAUCAAAUGCUCCCAAACCUCCUUCUAUACCAUUUGCACGAGUAAAUUCGGUGGAGCCCAACAGCCCUGCUGACAGCUCUGGUCUUCUACCCGGCGAUCAGGUUGUGUCAUUUGGAAGUGUUAAUGUCACCAACCAUCAAAACCUUAGUCGCAUUGCCCAAACCGUACAGGCCAACGAAGGGGUAAGUGAUUCAACUGUUUUAUUUCUGGACUCAAUACUGAGUAUUAUGCUCAUGCAAUUCAAAACUAAAUACUAA